UCUCUCUCUCCGGUUAAAGCUUCAAGCUUCAAGCUUCUAGUUUUCGGUUUUCCUCUGCUGAAAGCUCCAAAAGCUUCAUCAUCUUCACCUGAUAUUGUUGUUUGCAUUUUGCAAAGUCUCAAGGCCAAGCAUAUAUUAUGAUGAUGGCUUCCAGAACUCCCGGAACGCCAAGAGCUAAGAAGGAGAAGAUUGUUGUGUUAGUGUGUUUAAGGCCUCUAAGCAAAAGGGAGGAGCUCGCAAAAGAACAAGUUUCGUGGGAUUGCCUCGGCGACAACACCAUUGUUUAUAAACCCCCGCCUCACGAACGUUCCACUCAAUCCGCCUCGUUUACAUUUGAUAAAGUUUUCGGUCCUGGUUCAACCGAAGCAGUAUAUGAGGAAGGAGUGAGAAAUGUUGCCUUGUCUUCUCUGAUGGGAAUUAACGCUACUAUAUUUGCUUAUGGACAAAGUGGCAGUGGCAAGACAUACACAAUGAAAGGAAUAAUGGAAAAAGCUGUCGAUGAUAUCUACAACCAUAUAACGAAUACUCCAGAGAGGGAGUUUGGAAUAAAAAUUUCGGGACUUGAGAUAUACAAUGAGAAUGUCCGCGACUUGCUGAAUACAGAAUCUGUUGGCAAUUUAAAGCUUCUAGAUGAUCCAGAGAAAGGAAUCGUGGUUGAGAAAUUGGUGGAGGAAGCUGCAAGCAGUCAUCAGCAUCUGAGAAGUUUAAUCGGAAUUUGCGAGGCUCAAAGAGAAGUUGGUGAAACUGCUCUAAAUGAUAACAGUUCACGGUCUCAUCAAAUAAUAAGGCUGACAAUUGAAAGUACAGUCCGUGAAAGUUUAGACUGCAGGACGUCUUUCGUUGCAAGCCUGAAUUUUGUAGACCUAGCUGGAAGCGAAAGAGCUCCAGAGACGCAUGCAGACGGUGUUAGGCUAAGGGAAGGCUGCCAUAUUAACCUUAGUUUGAUGACACUUACUAACGUUAUCAGAAAGCUCAGUGCUGGAAAAUUAAGUGGUCAUAUACCUUACCGAGACUCAAAGCUCACUCGCAUAUUGCAACAUUCCCUUGGAGGAAAUGCUCGCACUGCCAUCAUAUGUACCUUGAGUCCAGCACUGAGCUACGCUGAACAAUCUCGAAACACUCUCUUCUUUGCUACACAGGCAAAGGAGGUAACAAAUGAUGCCAGCGUGAACACGGUUGUAUCAGACAAGCAGCUAGUGAAACACUUGCAAAAGCAAGUAGCUAAGCUGGAAGCAGAGCUGUACACCCUUUAUCCACUGAGGGAAAGAAUUCAGCAGAUGGAAAUGGAAAGGGAAUUGAGAAGUGAAAGAGAUUUGGCUCAAUCUCAAGCGGAUGAGUUGCGCCAUAAACUUGAGGUUCAGAGUUUAUAUCCAUUGGAAUUACCUCAUCGCUCUGUGGACAACUGUCUCUCCUACACUGGUGUGCUACCAAUAUCAUUUUAUGCCAAGGAACUAGGAGAUUGUGAUACAGCAACAAAUGCAAGGACCAAGCACUCCAUUAGGCACUCGUCAACUCCUCCUUUCAUGCCAAGACGUGAAGUUCUAAAACAUGAAAUCUCAUCAGAGCAACUUUCGGAGGAACCAAGUCGAGCUCUAAAACUAAAAGUGCUUUACAAAAGCAAAUUGGUGAUUCCUCCUUGCAUUCAAGAUUUAGCUUUCAGGUGCUUGGAGGAUUUAUUUCGUCCUCAAAUAAACUCUCUCUUACUUUCCACACAGGCAAAGGGUGAAUCUAACAUGGUUGUUCCGGACAAGAAACUAGUCAAACGUUUGCAAAUGGAAGUGCUCAGGCGGGAAACAGAGGUACCCACCGUGUCAAGGGAAGAAGAUUUAAGAAUUCAGAAGGUUUUAAACCAAUUAGAAUUACCUCAUCCUUAUGUAAAGAAACUUAUCUUCUGCAUCGGUGCGCUUCCUGCAACAUUUUAUGCUGAGGAGCUAGGAGGCGGUGAUAGGGCAAGAAAUACAAUGAUCAGGCACUCCAUGAGGCUCUCAUCAUUUGCUCCCUUUACGCUAAACCAUGAAAUUCUAAGACUUGAAGUCCUGCUGGUGCAACUUGGGGAGGGACCAUGUCGAGCUUUGGAAAUAGUAUUACAAAAGGAGGUAGCUAUGCACGGACUAGAAAACCAUGAUAGGGCAAGAAAUACAAUGAUCAGGCACCCCAUAAGGCUCUCAUCAUUUGCUCCUUUCAUGCUAAACCGUGAAAUUCUAAAACUUGAAGUCCUGCUGGCGCAACAUGGGGAGGGACCAAGUCGGGCUUUGGAAAUAGUAUUACAAAAGGAGGUAGCCUGGCAGGGACUAGAAAACCAAGAUGCAGGUGAAACUUUUUGUAACCUGCAAGCAGAGAUAAAAGAAACGCAUUAUACCAGUUCUCGGCCAAAAGAAUUUGAAGUAGGAAGUCUUGUUCCUGUUAAUAAAAAUGAAAUUCCUAGACUUCACUCACAGGGCAGCGCCAUUGCAAAUCUUGAAGAACAGUUUCCAAACGUGCAGUAUGUUACAGACAAAUUAGUGUCUCUCCCUUGCAUUCAAUUGUUGGCUUUGAGGUUCUUGGAGGAUUUAUUUCGUCCUCGUGAGGUUACUGGUGAUGUUUUGGAACAAAUUAAGAAUGAGCCUCUAAUACAUAACAUAGUUCCGUUGCUCGGAUCUUGGCAAGAAGAUGAAGCCGAAGAUGAUGGUGGCUUUCAUCUUGAACCAGGAACAUCAAUUGCUGCUCCUCCAGAUGUAUCUGCUGUAGAAUAUGACUAUAUCGGUGAACAUGUUUUUCAUGUUAAAGUAGAACAUCCUGCAGAUAGAUAUGAGAAGAAGACUAUUUCUGAUGAAGCCAAAGAGCUCAUGGAUUGUCAUAGGGAGACAAGUGACAGCAGUGCAUUCCGUAAUGGGAAGAUUGAUGUCUCCGUGGAAAAUUGUGAUUUCUUGGGCUUCCUAUGUAGUAAUGGUGGUCAGUUGCUGAUUUGUAAUACAAGUAAUUGCCCUUCGGUAUUUCAUCAGAACUUCGAGUCUGACUUAAUAUGCUAUAAGAAGGGUAAAUAUUACUGCCCCAUCUGUUCAUAUUCUCUUGCUCAUGAGAAUAGGCUGGGUGAGAUAGAAGAAAAGUUGAGAAGAAAGGCAGUGGCUUUUGAGGAAGUCUUCUCCGGCUGUUCUGAUGGUUAUAUCGUUGAUGAACAAGUGAAUGCGCGAAAUGAAAGUGGUUACGGUUGUGACAGUCAAUUUGACGAUGCUCAAGUUCAUAACCAAUUUGUCAGAGUGGAAGACAAUGAGAUCAAAGAAGGGACGGAGUUUGAGGUCGAAGAUGAGAACAAUGGUGGCAACAGUGUCAGUUGUAGAGGUGAAGGCACCAAUGAAAUAAUUAGAGGAGGUUCUGGACACCAGUGCGUAUCUGAACUGCUUGAGUUGCAACAGGAUGAGGAAACUGCUGUCGAAGAAAGUUCAGACAAAAAUGAAGAAGAUGAAGAUGGGAAAAGGGUGUUUGCGGAGAAAGAAGACGAAAUUGAGAAUGCAGAACUUAUGCAACCAGAAUCAAUGGAAGUGCCCUCAAAUACCAUUUUUCUAUCUGACACAGAGUCUCCUGUAGUGCAUCAAAGAAGGGAAGACAAUGAGAUCAAAGAAGGGAUGAAGUUUGAGGUUGAAGAUGAGAACAAUGAUGGGGACAGUGUCAGUUGUAGAGGUGAAGGCACCAAUAAAGUAAUCAGAGGAGAUUCAGAACACCCGUGCGUAUCUGAACUGCUUGAGCUGCAACAGGAUGAGGAAACUGCUGUCGAAGAAAAUUCAGACACAGAUGAAGAAGAUGAAGGUGGGAAAAGGGUGUUUGCGGAGAAAGAAAACGAAAUUGAGAAUGCAGAACUUAUGCGACCAGAAUCUCUGGAGAUGCCCUCAAAUACCAUUGUUCUAUCUGACACAGAGUCUCCUGUAGUGCAUAAAACCCAUGAAAAAGCGCCAAAGAGUUUUACCAUCGUUCUGUCUGAUUCCUCGGAAUCUGAUGCUUCAGAUACUUCGUCUCCUUCCAUGGAACCGGAAGUUUCAGAUACUUGGUCUCCUCUACUGGGCGAGAUACAGCCUAAACCUAAAGCUCAAAAGACAAGAGAAUCUGGAAAUCAACCAACGAGGUCAAACUUGCCACUGCCUAGAAGGAGGCGGCGUAUGAGAUUAUACUGGACAAGAGAAGAAGAAGAAAAGUUGAAGGAGCUUGUGAACAGUUUUCCAGCCACUGGAAAGUACCGAUGCUGGAAGAAAAUUUUGGAAAAUGGUCGUGAUGUAUUUCACAAGGAUCGAACUCCGAAUGAUCUGAGAAAUAAAUGGGGAAAGAUGCGGGUGAAAGGCAAAGCUGAAUUCUGACUUCUGAAAGCGGCGAACUGUACAGACCGUACUCAAACCUUGCUUCGUGACCAUCGACAUUCUUUGAGAUUUUGGAUCAAAGAAUUUGACUUGAUAUGUAUAUUGACUUAGUAGCAUUAUGUAAAAAUGUUUUUGCAUCCUAAGAAACCUGUACAUAUCUCAGCA
This is a messenger RNA of Pyrus x bretschneideri (Chinese white pear), 4490 nucleotides long. RefSeq lists its product as uncharacterized. The record is from RefSeq and is a predicted model, not a curated record. Gene Ontology annotation, biological process: microtubule-based movement. Lineage: Eukaryota; Viridiplantae; Streptophyta; Magnoliopsida; Rosales; Rosaceae. Gene Ontology annotation, molecular function: microtubule binding; microtubule motor activity; ATP binding.